CAGCUCAUUAGCAUAGAUUUGUUUUGGAGACAGUUUUUGGUCUGUGGGCAGGAGAGUCUGCAGGUGGGAGGGCCGGCUCUAGAGGCCACGGGCAUGAUGCUUCGGGUCCUGGUUGGGGCUUUCCUCCCCGCGAUGCUGCUGGCCGCCCCACCGCCCAUCAACAAGCUGGCACUGUUCCCGGACAAGAGUGCCUGGUGUGAGGCCAAGAACAUCACCCAGAUCGUGGGCCACAGCGGCUGUGAGGCCAAGUCCAUCCAGAACAGGGCCUGCCUAGGACAGUGCUUCAGCUACAGCGUUCCCAACACCUUCCCACAGUCUACGGAGUCCCUGGUUCACUGUGACUCCUGCAUGCCGGCCCAGUCCAUGUGGGAGAUUGUGACCUUGGAGUGCCCCGGCCACGAGGAGGUGCCCAGGGUGGACAAGCUGGUGGAGAAGAUCCUGCACUGUAGCUGCCAGGCAUGUGGCAAGGAGCCUAGUCACGGGCUGAGUGUCUACGUGCAGGGCGAGGACGCGCCGGGCUCCCAGCCGGGCACCCGUCCCCACCCCCACCCUGGAGGGCAGACCCCUGAGCCCGAGGACCCGCCCGGGGCCCCCCACGCGGAGGAAGAGGGGGCUGAGGACUGA
Messenger RNA from Puma concolor (puma), 624 nucleotides. Lineage: Eukaryota; Metazoa; Chordata; Mammalia; Carnivora; Felidae. The record is from RefSeq and is a predicted model, not a curated record.